AUGGCGAAGAAGUCGGUCAACCAGGAGGCAGACGCUGGUGUUGAGGGAUUCGAGUUCAUCGAAACCCCGGCGGCGUCGUGCGUCAGCCCUAAUGUUGAGCCAUGCGGCGUCAGGACGACAGAGUAUCCUGCGAUCAAAAACGCUCCUCUACCCGCUGAUGCAGCUGGUUCUGACUCGUUCUCCAACACUCUUCUCAUCUCCCUGCUUGUCCUGAUACCUGCGUACCUUGCCCGCCAGCUCUCUGGAGGGCUAUGGACCACCCUCUUCCUCGCCGUCUUUACGACCAUCCCUAUUCUCAUGGUCUACUGGACCGUUGCAUCUACCAUCUCUCCACGCAAGAAUGAGAAGGCCAAAUACCCUGGCCGUCCUGUCGAGCAUUAUCUGAACUUCCUUAGCGAGCAUGACCGUGCCAAGUACCAUGGCAAGUCCAAGGUGCCCAUGGAGACGUUCCAUGAGAUGUACUUUGAUGGGCAGGUGGACUUCAAGGGCGAUGCAUUGGAGAUGUUGGAGUACAGACAUGACUGGGCUCAGUUCAGGUUUACCUGGAGCUUGUUCAAGUAUUUCUUGACCGGCAUGAUGCCAGAGGUUAUCAUGCAUACCAGGAGCCAGGAUGAGGAGCAAGUUCGUGGACAUUAUGACCGUGGUGACGAUUUCUACGGUUGGUUCCUCGGCCCACGUAUGAUCUACACCUCUGGUAUAAUCGGCAAUAUCAACGAGGAGGAAUCUCUCGAGCAGCUCCAGGACAACAAGCUCGCUAUUGUAUGUGAGAAGAUCGGCCUCAAGCCCGGCGACACCGUGCUCGACCUUGGUUGCGGAUGGGGUACUCUCGCCAAAUACGCCUCCGUCCACUAUGGCGCUCAUGUCACCGGUAUCACCCUUGGUCGCAACCAGACUGCCUGGGGUAACAAAGGUCUCCGCAAGUCCGGCAUCGAAGAGUCCCAAUCCCGCAUUCUAUGCAUGGACUACCGUGACGCCCCCAGCGUGCCCGGCGGAUACAAGAAAAUCACCUGUCUCGAGAUGGCCGAGCACGUCGGUGUCCGACACUUCUCCAGCUUCCUUCGACAGGUGUAUGACAUGCUUGAUGACGAUGGUGUCUUCUUCCUCCAGAUCGCCGGUCUACGUAAAUCAUGGCAGUACGAGGAUCUCAUCUGGGGUCUGUUCAUGAACAAGUACAUCUUCCCUGGUGCUGACGCCAGUACCCCGCUUGGCUUCGUUACCGAGCGUCUUGAGGGUGCCGGCUUCGAGAUCAAGGGCAUCGAUACCGUUGGUGUACACUACUCUGCCACGCUCUGGAGAUGGUAUAGGAACUGGAUGGGCAACAGGGAGAAGGUCGAGGCCAAGUAUGGCAAGAAGUGGUUCCGCAUCUGGGAAUACUUCCUCGCUUACUCUACCAUCACCUCCCGUCAAGGAGGUGCUACCUGCUGGCAAAUCACCAUGGUCAAGAACAUCAACUCUACCCACCGUGUCGAGGGUAUCCCAACCCAGUUCGGCCUCACCGGUGCCCGUGAAGCUAGCAUCCAGCGCGUCGGCGGAGGAAAGCUGCUGACUGCUGACGUUGAGAAGGAGUAA
Messenger RNA from Microsporum canis CBS 113480, 1569 nucleotides. RefSeq names its product cyclopropane-fatty-acyl-phospholipid synthase. The record is from RefSeq and is a predicted model, not a curated record. The transcript is spliced from 4 exons. Bases 1 to 1569 code for a protein of 522 amino acids. Gene Ontology annotation, biological process: cellular response to biotic stimulus. NCBI's taxonomy places the organism in Eukaryota, Fungi, Ascomycota, Eurotiomycetes, Onygenales, Arthrodermataceae.